AUGGUUGUGGACAAUACUAGAAUAUUGAUUGUCUCUGACGGAGAUUACAAAGAAAUCACCAGGGUUGUUAAACGCUUGGAGAAAAAAUACCUGCGCAAACUUGGCUACAACUACGAGAAUGCCGGUGUUCAAAACGCAAUAAAGUUAUUGAACGAAAAAGACCGAGAAGAAUACGGUUAUCCAUUUUUUAUGCGCACAAACGAAACACCAGAAUCAACCGUUCUAGACGCCGAAGGAGCGUGGUCUCAACAAAACAUAAAACACGAACAAAACGGGCUAAAGACGAAAAAACAAUAUCAAAGACCGACGAGACGCUCUCAUUACGGCAAGCAGCGUCGGCGGUCUUGCAACCGACGUCAGAUGUACGUAGAUUUCGACGAGAUUGGCUUGGUAGGCUGGAUAAUAUCACCCAAAGGUUUCAACGCACACCACUGUAAGGGGCCAUGUGAGUUUCCCUAA
Molecule: messenger RNA, 459 nt
Organism: Dreissena polymorpha
Lineage: Eukaryota; Metazoa; Mollusca; Bivalvia; Myida; Dreissenidae
Product: bone morphogenetic protein 3-like
Exons: 2
Coding region: 1-459 (152 amino acids)
Biological process (GO): SMAD protein signal transduction
Cellular component (GO): extracellular region
Molecular function (GO): cytokine activity; growth factor activity
Source: RefSeq, a predicted model, not a curated record